This is a messenger RNA of Miscanthus lutarioriparius, 1599 nucleotides long. The record is from the annotation of a GenBank genome assembly. Lineage: Eukaryota; Viridiplantae; Streptophyta; Magnoliopsida; Poales; Poaceae.
AUGGAGCAGUACGAGGUGGUGGAGCAGAUCGGCCGGGGCGCCUACGGCUCAGCUUACCUCGUCCUCCACAAGGCCGAGCGCAAGAGGUACGUGAUGAAGAAGAUCCGCCUCUCCAAGCAGAACGACAAGUUCCAGCGGACCGCUUACCAGGAGAUGUCCCUGAUGGCAAGCCUCAGCAACCCGUACAUCGUCCAGUACAAGGACGGAUGGGUGGACGAGGGGACCUCCGUCUGCAUUGUCACAAGUUACUGCGAAGGAGGGGACAUGGCCGAGAGGAUCAAGAAGGCAAGGGGCAUCCUAUUCUCAGAAGAGAGGGUGUGUCGGUGGUUCACGCAGUUGCUCCUCGCCCUUGACUACCUGCACUGCAACCGCGUGCUGCACCGUGAUCUCAAGUGUUCCAACAUUUUAUUGACAAGGGAUAACAAUAUCAGACUCGCUGACUUUGGGUUGGCGAAACUGCUCAUGGAGGACCUUGCCUCGUCGGUUGUUGGAACCCCAAACUAUAUGUGCCCAGAAAUACUAGUAGACAUACCUUAUGGAUACAAAUCCGAUAUAUGGUCACUUGGUUGCUGUAUGUUUGAGAUUUUAGCACACCGUCCUGCAUUUAAAGCUACAGACAUGGCAGCAUUAGUCAACAAAAUAAAUAGAUCUUCAAUAUCUCCAAUGCCCCCGAUAUACUCAUCAGCACUGAAGCAGAUAGUGAAGAGCAUGCUAAGGAAAAAUCCAGAACAUAGGCCUACUGCUGGGGAGCUGCUGAGGCAUCCACAUCUGCAACCAUAUCUGGCUGAAUCGUGCAGCUGUUCACCAAUCUAUCUUCCAGUGAAACCCAACAAAAGUAACCUCGUAGACAAGCAACCAAAGAAGCCAAGCAGUGGCAGAAAGCGACCUGUCAAAGCUAAUGGAUCCAAUGAAACAUUAGAAACUGCAGCAGAGCACACUGUGGAAGCAAGAGACAGCUCCACGAACUUUUCAGACGUAUCAACUAUUGGUACCCAGGAAGCCUUGAUUUUGCAAAUGCCGGUGGAUCUUGAUGCCAGAAGCAAAGAACAGCAGAACAGUGAUGUUCUAUCACUUCAGCAUGCAGCGGAGAACUUGAUGGCGACAACUGAUCAACAGAUUGAUGCGACCAUACGUCUUAAAGCUAUAAGAACCAGUAAUGUAAAAGAGGAGGCCCCAGUCACUGUUUCAAAUCAAAAGUUUAACGAGGCACCAAUACCAAAUGAGGAAUUGACAAUUGGAGUAGUGCAGGAACAAAAGAAGGAUGUGAAGCCACCCUCUUAUCCACCAGCAAAACCAGAGUUGUGUGACACAACUAUAACAGAGGAAUCAUCACCAAUUAGCACACUAAAACUGGCGCAUGCAGAGAGUGCACCUGCGGAGUGGGAUCAUCUGAACAUAGUUCAGCAGAGAGCCGAUGCUCUGGAGUCACUCCUCGAGCUCUGCGCGAAGCUCCUGGAGCAGGAGAGGCUCGAUGAGCUCGCAGGUGUUCUUCGGCCAUUCGGUGAAGGAGCCGUGUCAUCCAGAGAGACGGCAAUAUGGCUGACCAAGAGCCUGAUGACUCCACCAAAGUUUGGAGAGUCCCCAACAAAGCUUCUGUAA